This is a messenger RNA of Spodoptera frugiperda (fall armyworm), 7323 nucleotides long. RefSeq lists its product as uncharacterized. Bases 234 to 5168 code for a protein of 1644 amino acids. Gene Ontology annotation, molecular function: protein binding. The transcript is spliced from 14 exons. Gene Ontology annotation, biological process: autophagy. NCBI's taxonomy places the organism in Eukaryota, Metazoa, Arthropoda, Insecta, Lepidoptera, Noctuidae. Gene Ontology annotation, cellular component: intracellular membrane-bounded organelle. The record is from RefSeq and is a predicted model, not a curated record.
UAUGUAUGCGCAGAAAAUGUGUAUUGUAUACAACAUUUUUACUUAAUCUGCAUGAAAUAUAAAACAAAAAUAAAGGUGUGUGUGAUUUUAAAUUAUGAUUGAGUCGUAUUUUGGCCAAAUAAUCGGAUGAAAUAACAUGUUGUCAAUUUUCAACAUGGCUCACUCCGGUCAUUUAGUAUGACCUACUACAGCCAAUUUUGUUCGAUGAUCACAUAAAAUAAAAGCAUAGGGCAAUGGACCCAGUUAUAGAUAAUGAAUGGCUGGGAUGUAAGAAUGAAACUAUUGACGAAAUGCCAAAUGUUGGCAACAUUGCUCGGAGCUGGCAGUGGAGGGAGAGAGGUAUCAACCCUCCAAACUGCCCUAACAACAAGGCUGUGCUUGAAAAUAUGGCUGAGGACAUACUCGUGCAGAAACCCCUUCAAAUAAGGAGCUGUGACUUACCUGGCUACCCCAGAUCUACAUUUUUAAUGGUUUUUAGUCCAGAUGGUACAAAAGUAGCAUCGACACAUGGGAACCAUAAUGUGUAUGUGUCUGAGCUGGCUAGUGGCAAACAUGUGCGGAUACUGAGAGGACACCCUCGUACUCCGUGGUGCAUUGCCUUCCAUCCGUCACACCCCUUGCUCAUAGGCUCCGGAUGCCUCGGAGGACAAGUCAGAGUAUGGGAUAUUGCAAGUGGCGGCAGUGAAGUCUGGAAUGUUCGCAACGAAACCGUCAUAGCCUCGAUUGCUUUCCAUCCCCGGGAACAACUGCUGGUCAUAGCUACAUACAAUGAGUUAUACUUUUGGGACUGGAGCCAACCCGCUCCUUUCACCAAAGUGUGUACUAAUAAUGUUAAUGAAAAAGUGAGAUAUGUGGCUUUUGACGCUCUUGGGUACAAGCUUAUCACUGGUAUAUCACUGUGGGCUUGUUCAGGCGGGCCUAUCAACAACUCUACGGCGGCACAAAAUCCUCCCGUGGGUCCGACAAACAACCCAAAUAAUAAUAACCCUAGAAGAGAUGACUCGGACGAGAGUCCGGGAACCAGUCGCCAGCAGGAGAGCAAUGGCUCUGCACAGGAUAUGAUUGUGAACUCUUACCAAAACUUGGUACAAAGAUAUGACAGUUUAGUGCGGAAUUAUCAGAGACUUUUCAUGGUACGCCAUCGAUUAACCAACACUCCUCCACCACCCAAUACGACUGAUCGAGGCACAGAUCCUAUGGAAACUGAUGUUGGAGUCAACAGCUCAGGAGGGGGAUACACACGACCUCAGCGUAGCUACACUGCUCCAAACGAUGCAGAGCCGGGUCCUAGCACGUCUCGCAGCCAGGACCCAGUAGAAACUGGUGACGGAGAGAACAGUCGCCUACUAAACUUAGAGGUGUUGUCAAUUGAUAGCAACCCCCAAAGAAAUACAACUUCAACAAAUCAAGAGCGUUCUUCGUUUGGAUCACGAUCGUCCGCCUUCCAACCUUUGAACUCUGAUCGAUCACAAAGAUCUAUGGAGUUCGAGAGCCCCAGGCUGUUACCAAAUCCUUUCUCUUCAUCUAACGGGACCCCGAGACCGACCAGAGUAACUUUUACAGAAAUGCCUGCUUCCAAUUCCACGAAUACUUCGCGCACUAGUAUUUUCACCUCAUCUCGAGGAUCCUCUCUGGGACGUGAUUUUUCACUGCGCCGAAGAAACUUUACUCCGGUACAACAUAACGAAACUACUCAAAAUGAUCCAACAACAGCAGCAGGUAGUCCUUCUUCAUUGCCGUUUGUACCUCGCAGAUCAUUCCAGUCUAGUACAUUGGCUGAUAGCCAACCUUCAACAUCAGGUACUUCUACUCAGAGGCCAACAAUGACUAACUCAUCCACACAGAUGAGUCCCCAGACAGCGCCAGUCGACGCACAAACUAUUAACGAAAGUCUUGACUUGAUCCGCGAUAUUCUCCGUGACUCUGGAACAAGGUUGUUAAACUUAAUAACGAACAUGUCGCUGUCGACUAUGGCGGCCGUGGAGCGCAACAUGCCGCGGCGCGGGGCGGGGGCGCGCGCUCACUCCGACGACGGCGACGCCGGGGCUGCGAGGAGGGCUCGUCCUCGCGUGCGCUUGUUCAGCUCUACUUGGAGACGUGAAUUUUUGUCAUCCAGUUCAGAUUCCGAUAGUGAUCAGUCUUCCGAAGUCAAUAUUUUUAGGACAAGAAAUACUACGUUUCAAGAAGAUGAACCUAGGGAUCACGUAAAUGCAUCGACUUCUUCCGAAAGGCUACCACACCCUACUGACAGACUGGUAUUCGAACUAAACGAUGAGUUACGCGGCGGUGGUUCCACCAGAGAUCCCGGCCCAUCCAGGGAAUCAGGAGGUAUCAAUGUAUCGUUGUCUAACACGAGGUUCCGCGUCCGGACACAAAGCGAGACUUCAGGUACCGACGUGGCGUCCUCGCCCGCACCCGCGGGAGCCACAUCCAUCGGUGUAGGGACCUCGCCCCCAUCUGAAUUCGCAGCUACUACAGCUGGAACUUCUUCCUUUACUGGUGGCACCAGUGCUGCCCAGGGCGGAAGCGCCUCAGCUGACACGCCUGGACCGUCAGGACAACGUACUCAAAGUACGCCAGGCUUUAAUCCUGAUAGACCAUCCACAAGUAGAGAUGAUUUUUGGAAUAGAGGUGGUGUAGUUCCACCGGAUGAGGCUUACAGAAAAGUUAGAAGCGGCGUCAAUGCACUGCAGAAACAUACAGUUCAACUGACAAAUCUUUGGCUACGGGGGAGUCGUGUCACUAUGAGAGAACUACGCGGGAUGUGGGAGACCUUACGUCGACGUAUAAUUACGCUUCAUAGAGAAACAGGAACACACGCUGUUCCCGGUUAUUACACAAGACCGUUACUAGAUCGUUGUAUGAUGUUAACGGAUAUGGCAGAAAACUUUACACGCACCACGAGAAACCCGAGAACUACCGCAAGAAACGAAGAUGUUGACAGAAAUUCAGGCCGUAACACGACCUCUAACUCUAACAAUGCAAAUAAUACUUCAACAGAGAGUGAACGAAACACCUCAGCCGGCACUGGAACCGAAGGCAGGCCAGCGCACGGUGGACGGUCUGCUCAAACAAGAUCGUCACCGAGUAUGCGAUCGUCUCCGUCCUUGAGAAGAAGAUUGCAAUCAAACCUCCGCUGGCGCCCAGAGGAUGAACUUAGAAGGCGGUCUCGAAAUCCAACCGCUUACCGCAUAGCAGCGCGUUUCACCAACCGAUCCCGUAGAGAUUUCGCGCGUGCGAUAGAAAUAAGCGCUACCCGCCACGAAAUACGCAUGAGAGCCAUGCAGGUAUUGUCGGUCAUGUUCAAUAUGAUGAUGAUGUGUCUGGAAGAACCAGGGCUUAGUCAACUGAUCAUUAGCAUGUUGCGGACUCUGAAAAGAGCUUUAGCGUUAACUUGCCUACUUGUUAUGUCUAAUAGGAAUAACGGACGGCCAGCUACGAACCAAGCUCCUGCACCACAACGCGUAGAAUCCUUAGAUGUUGUACGCAUUCAAAAUGUUGACCAUAAUGUUGACGUGAACGUAGACGGGCCUGACGAACAGGCUCCUAACAAUGCACAGAAUGGCGCGGAACCAGAAGCGACCCGAGUACGGCAGACUGACAGUAACAGUACCGAGACUCCGUCUACAUCGUCUACAACGGAGACUGUCAAAACAAGCAAUAACAAUAUAAAUGGUCAAGAAGCCUCAACUUCCACCUCCACUGCUAGAGCUUCACAAAAAUGGAGCGAUCGUCUUGCAGUUCAAAUCGCUGCAGCUAACAGAAACAAUUCCGCAACAGCAAGAAACAGAAGAGAUCUGUAUAUGGAAAGUAGGAGGUUAAAAGCUUUGCAUAGAACUAAUCCUACUGCACAUCCUCUCAUUAAAAAGAGGGUUUUACCACCAGUUUCGAACUAUAGAAUACCAGCAUUGCGAAGCCUCCCCACGCGACCCGGCGUGACAAGAUUCAGAAGUCCAAGAGUAGACGCAUCCAACGAACCCGUAGCAGGACCUUCAAACGCACCACCUCCUGGAGAAAACGGUAACCUACAGGAAUCCCCUGGUAGCGAACUGAUGAACGAGUUUGAGCACAGAGUCAAUUUCAUACGCAUAGCUCACAUGCAGGCUAUGAGAUUAAGAAAUGCAGCCAGAAACAGAUUUAGACGUCUACAGACAAUACGUCUGUACACGCCAUCGUCUGUUCGAGAGAUGUUCUCUCUGCAGGCAAACAAUAGCGACACUCCUCCAGACAACCGCUCGCCAGGCCCGAGCGGCUCCGCCGAGGGCGGCGGCCGGCACCCGCUGGCCAUGUUCCGGCCUCACAUCCUGUCCUCGCGCGCCGACCCCGGCGGCCGCGACGACCUCAGCCACCAGUUCCAUACAGUACUCAACAAUGUCGCCAUGCCGCUCAUGCACAUGAGCGACCUGCCCGGGAACGAUGCUCCUGGCACCCAACGACUGCCCAGGAUACAUGAAUAUCUGCAACCCAUCAUUUUGGCGCAGAACGCUAUGGUAGUGGAGGAUGAAGGUGGCCACGGCGAGGGGGGCGGUGGCGGUGGUGGGGGCGGAGGCCCGGGUGCGCGGCGCCUGGCUGGCAUGGCCGGCAUGGCCGGACUGUUCGACGCCGGCAUCAUCUCAGAAGCUCUUCCCGCACCCUCGCACCGCGUGCAGGCUUGGGACUUUACUACCGGCCACACGCCCGAGAUAUCUGACAGUACCAAGAAUGUAGUGGUCCAGCGAUGUCGCAUCCACAAUGAUGCCAGUAUUGACAUAUCCAAGGAUGGUAGACUACUGGUGGCACUCCUACCAGUGCCCAGACUGAGGAACACGAAUCAUUGGCUUGGCGUGUACUCGCUGGAGUGGGCGCGGCUGGGCCAGUGCCUGCACACGGCGGUGUUGGAGCAGAGCGCGGUGUCGGUGGCGCUGUCGCCCACGGCGCGCCACCUGGCGGUGGGUCUGGGCUCGCGACGCUUCACCACGGCGCCCCACGCACGCAACAACGUCAUCGCCCUCCUAUACAAGCUCGACCCACUCGAAAGUUCCAGCCGCACGGGUCUGUCGCCUAUAAAAGAGUUGGAACAAAAUUGGGAACAUGGCUUUACUAGCCUCAAUUGCCUCCGCUGGGCACCCCAACCGGGUCAAGGGCUCGUCUAUGCAAACAACACUGGACAACUCAUUGUAAUGAGCUAAGUAGAAGUAUCAUGACAUUUGAUUACAAACAUAGACUCUGGACACUGUAUAUAACUGCCACACUGACUGCUGUUUUUGUGACAUUCAGUAAAUUAAUUUUUACGCAUUUGUGGCAAAUUAUUCAUGUUUAUAACUACUUAAAUUCCCUUCUGUUUAUAAUUCAUAAUAUAAUUAGCAUAAAGUCGUAUUUGAAAAAAUAUCUUUAAUAGUAUCAGGACAAACUUAUGACAGUUUGUUUCAUUUAAAGUUAGUCCGAUUUUAAAAUACAUAGUUUGUAAAGUCCAAUACCAAUAUUCUAAAUAAAUUGUAAUUGAUCUCGUGAAUUAUUGGAUUGGAACUGAUUGCGCAAGAAAUGUAUGUGGUGUGAUAGGUAACUCAAAACUAAUUGUUAUGGUUAUUGUUCCAAAUUAUAGUUAUAACUUCAAUGCUUGUAUUACUUAACGCAUUCAUAAUGUUUAGAUUAUAAAUGUAUAUCGAUGCGUGUGACUCGUAAUACUUGAUUGAAAGUUAGAUUCGUCGCCAGUCUUUAGAUAUUUAUUCUUAGUAAACCUGAAUUCUAUAAUUCGUAACACUUAUUAUAUAUUUUUUAAGACUUUAUCCCUUUUACAUAGGUACCUAUAUAUCGUUUGUGUUAUUGUUAUUCACUACCUUCGAGAUUUCGAUGUAAAAUUAUUUAUGUUCAUUUAUUAAAUUCCAUUUCAAAUCUAAAUGAAAUCAUGUUUCACUAUUGUAACAGAGCAGAUCUUUUUUUUUCGUUGUUCAUCCGAAGGUAGUGUGUUUUCAGUUCUUCCAUUUCUUAUAUUAUAAUGAAAUUCUGGCGCGGCGCCAUAUUUAAGUUAAAUAAAGGAGCUUUUUCGGUCCUAAUUAUAAUCCGCCAUUUCUUUCUUUAGUUAAACAUAUUUAUUUUAAUUUUAAACAGUUUAUAAAACAUCUUAGACUUAAGGCUAGCUCUACCCGAUCCGGUUUAAGUAAUAUACUCAGAAUUAACUAUUCCAGAGAUUUCGAUGAGAAUAUGAUAUAAUGUCAAUACAAGGUGUCCGGAUUGAAGAAGCCUAAAGUCUGAGACUGAUUCACCCGCGUUAUAGACUGAUGAUCGAUUCAACCAGGGUAUGAUGGGUAGUUGACAAGUGUAAAACUUGAAGUGGGAUAUUUAUGAUAAAAUUAUUUAUUUUAAAAUUUUGACUUGUAUUAUAUUAAUAUGUAAUAUGUUUACUACAACAUUUGGAGCCCAACAUGCAUUUAAAGCCAUCACUGGUGUUUAUCUAGGCACAUUAUUUUGAAACCUUGUGUUUGAUGCCAAAACGGAAUUUGAAACUACUUGACUAAUGCAAGUCGAUAUAUUAUCGUCCCAUUAAUUUAAUGUACUCACAUUAGUUGUUUUUAUUUGGUGGUACUUACAUUCUUCUGUUAUAACUCCCGCCGAGAAAAUACAAUAGAAUGAAACAAUAGGACUAACCUUAGUUGGGAUUGGGAGCAAAAACAUGGAAUCUGACACCAUUUGUAUGGCUAUACAAACCUUGUCGAAGUUUUAACGAUGGUAAAGCAAAGUAGGUACAGAUAGUUUGGCAACAGAGUUUGAUUUCCUAUGUCUGACAUAAGUAAUAAGUUAUCGUCAGCUUUACACACAAUCAGCAGGGAGAAGAGAGCUUGGAAUACUUAAUGAUAAAGUUACUCACUUAUAUGCUAUGUGAUUGUAGUUGUAUGUAUAAUAAUAUUGACUUAACUUUCAUGAAUUUGAGGCUGGUUUCACUAACUCUGGGUAGCCACAAUCUACUUAACGCAUAGAACACAAUUUGAAAUUAUCUGCUAGUCAAAAUUAUCAAGGAGUAGUGAAACUGGCCCUUAGUAUUAUGUCGACGUAGGUCAUUCUCGUAGCCUAGUAAUCUCCUGGUUUUGUGACUACUCUAUGACUCGUUGUUUAUUUAUCGUGUUAGUGAGAUUAUUAGGGUUUCUAAUAAACCUAAAUGUUUACAAUGUUGUACUUACCUUUAUAUUUUUAUUUUGUAUGACGAAGUUUUUUCAGGUCAAGUCUAAAGGAGACAAUGAAGUUUACCAUUGCUAAAUACUUAGUAACAACUGAUAAAAACAUUCUAUGUUAGUAAACACUUAAUAUUUAAUAUAUUCACUUUUCAAUACAUUGAACGUACAUACCAUA